Molecule: messenger RNA, 5905 nt
Organism: Antechinus flavipes (yellow-footed antechinus)
Lineage: Eukaryota; Metazoa; Chordata; Mammalia; Dasyuromorphia; Dasyuridae
Gene: NAT10
Product: N-acetyltransferase 10
Exons: 29
Coding region: 179-3259 (1026 amino acids)
Biological process (GO): rRNA acetylation involved in maturation of SSU-rRNA
Cellular component (GO): nucleolus; 90S preribosome
Molecular function (GO): ATP binding; tRNA binding; 18S rRNA cytidine N-acetyltransferase activity
Source: RefSeq, a predicted model, not a curated record
AGCCUGCGCGCCGCCGUUGGAGGCUACCUCGUUCCCAUAGCUGUCCUCAUUUCUCGGGUCCUCCCUUCUUGCGGCGCUUCUGCCACGUGCGGCUGCUCCACGUGCUUCCGGCUUGUCCGCCCCCCAGCGGCGCUCGCAGAGCCAGGCAGAGCUCGCCGGAGAGGGACGCUCCUUCACCAUGCAGAGGAAGAAGGUGGAUAACCGCAUCCGCGUCCUCAUUGAGAACGGGAUGGCCCAGCGCCAGAGGUCCCUCUUUGUUCUCGUGGGAGACCGAGGAAAGGAUCAGGUGGUCAUUCUCCACCACAUGCUGUCGAAAGCUGCCGUGAGGGCCAGGCCGUCCGUGUUGUGGUGUUACAAGAAGGAACUGGGGUUCAGCAGCCACCGCAAGAAGAGGAUGCGGCAGCUGCAGAAGAAGAUCAAGAGCGGGACGCUGAGCGUGCGGCAGGACGACCCCUUCGAGCUCUUCGUGGCGGCCACCAACAUCCGCUACUGCUACUACAACGAGACCCACAAGAUCCUGGGCAACACCUUCGGCAUGUGCGUCCUGCAGGACUUUGAGGCCUUGACCCCAAACCUACUGGCACGAACGGUGGAGACAGUGGAAGGGGGUGGGGUCAUCGUGAUCCUCCUGCGGACCAUGAACUCCCUCAAACAGCUGUACACGCUGACCAUGGACGUGCAUUCCCGCUACCGGACGGAGGCGCAUCAGGACGUGGUGGGGCGGUUUAACGAGAGGUUCAUCCUGUCCUUGGCCUCCUGCAAGAACUGCAUCGUCAUCGACGACCAGCUCAACAUCCUGCCCAUCUCCAGCCACGUGGCCAACAUUCAGGCGCUGCCUCCGAAGACGCAGGACGACGAGCUGUCGCCCUCAGACCUGGAGCUGAAAGAGCUGAAGGAGAGCUUGCAGGACACUCAGCCCGUGGGCGUGUUGGCGGACUGCUGCAAGACGCUGGACCAGGCCAAGGCUGUCCUGAAGUUCAUCGAGGCCAUCUCAGAGAAGACCCUCAGAAGCACGGUGGCGCUCACGGCGGCCCGAGGCCGCGGGAAGUCGGCCGCCCUGGGGCUGGCCAUCGCGGGGGCAGUGGCCUUUGGGUACUCCAACAUCUUCGUCACGUCCCCCAGCCCGGAUAACCUGCACACCUUGUUUGAGUUCAUCUUUAAAGGCUUCGAUGCCCUUCAGUACCAGGAGCAUUUAGACUAUGAGAUCAUCCAGUCGCUGAAUCCCGAGUUUAACAAGGCGGUGAUCCGGGUGAACGUGUUCCGUGAGCACCGGCAGACCAUCCAGUACAUACACCCGGGAGACGCGGUGAAGCUGGGGCAGGCUGAGCUCGUGGUGAUUGAUGAGGCUGCCGCCAUCCCGCUGCCCUUGGUGAAAAGCCUGCUGGGCCCCUACCUCGUCUUCAUGGCUUCCACCAUCAACGGGUACGAGGGAACGGGCCGCUCGCUGUCUCUCAAGCUGAUCCAGCAGCUGCGGCAGCAGAGCGCGCAGAGCCAGCUGAGCACCACGGCCGAGAACAAGGUCACCACCACGGCCCGGCUGGCCUCAGCUCGAACCCUGCAUGAAGUUUCCCUCCAGGAGUCAAUCCGGUACGCGCCUGGAGACGCGGUCGAGAAGUGGCUCAACGGGCUGCUGUGUCUCGACUGCCUCAACAUCACCAGGAUCGUGUCGGGCUGCCCUCUCCCCGAGGCCUGCGAACUCUACUACGUGAACCGAGACACUCUCUUCUGUUACCACAAGGCCUCCGAGGCCUUCCUGCAGAGACUGAUGGCGCUCUACGUGGCUUCCCACUACAAGAACUCCCCCAACGACCUUCAGAUGCUCUCGGACGCCCCGGCUCACCAUCUCUUCUGUCUCCUGCCGCCGGUCCCCCCGACCCAGAACUCCUUGCCGGAAGUGCUCGCUGUCGUCCAGGUCUGCCUCGAGGGCGAGAUCUCUCGGCAAUCCAUCCUCAACAGCCUGUCUCGCGGGAAGAAGGCGUAUGGAGAUCUCAUUCCCUGGACCGUCUCCGAGCAGUUCCAAGACCCUGACUUUGGCAGCCUCUCUGGCGGAAGGAUCGUGCGCAUUGCCGUGCACCCAGAUUACCAAGGGAUGGGCUACGGCAGCCGGGCCCUGCAGCUGCUCCAGAUGUACUACGAGGGCCAGUUCCCCUGCUUGGAGGAGAAAAUCAUCCAGAAAUCACAAGAAAUCCACACCGUGAGCAGCGAGGCCGUCAGCUUGUUGGAAGAAGCCGUUUCGCCCCGGAAGGACCUGCCCCCCCUGCUCCUCAAGCUGAGUGAGAGGCCUGCGGAAAGCCUGGACUACCUGGGCGUCUCCUACGGCUUGACCCCAAAGUUGCUGAAGUUCUGGAAGCGGGCCGGAUUUGUUCCUGUCUAUCUGAGGCAGACGCCGAAUGACCUGACAGGCGAGCACUCGUGUAUCAUGCUGAAGACUCUAAGUGCAGAGGAAGAUCCUGAGCAGGACCCCUGGCUCCCGGCCUUCUGGAAAGAUUUCCGGAGGCGCUUCCUGUCCUUGCUGGCGUAUCAGUUCAGCUCUUUCUCACCCGCCCUGGCUCUGAACAUCCUUCAGAACAAAAACAUUGGGGACAAAUCCCAGGCAGAGCUGAGCCGCGGAGAGCUGGAGGCCACCUUCCUCUCCUACGACCUGAAGAGGCUGGAGAUGUACUCGCGCAACAUGGUGGAUUAUCACCUGAUCAUGGACCUGAUCCCGGCCAUCGCCCGGCUGCACUUCCUGGGCCAGCUGGGCCAGCUCUCCCUGUCGGCCGCCCAGUCGGCUCUCCUGCUGGGGGUCGGCCUCCAGCACAAGACCAUGGACCAGCUGGAGAAGGAGAUCGAGCUGCCCUGCAGCCAGCUGAUGGGCCUCUUCAACAGGGUCAUCCGCAAGGUGGUGCAGUUUUUCAGUGUGAUCCAGGAGAAGGCCAUCGAGGAGCAGAUGGUGGCAGCGAAGGACGUGGUCAUGGAGCCCACCAUUAAAUCUCUGAGUGAAGACCUGGAUGAAGCCGCAAAAGAAUUCCAGGAAAAACAUCGCAAAGAAGUGGGGAAGCUGAAGAACAUGGAUCUCUCCCAAUACAUAAUCCGAGGGGAUGACGAAGAAUGGAACGAGGUUCUGAACAAAGCCGGACAGAACGCGUCCGUCGUCAGCUUGAAGAGUGAUAAGAAGAGAAAAUCUGAAGCGGAAAAGGAUCAGAAACAGAACAAGAAAUUGAAGAAGGGCCGAGAUAGGAAGAGCAAGAACGACAGCAAGCAGAAGAGAAAGAAAUAGUGGCGGCUGCCGACCCGGGCAUCGGGAGACCUGGAGAGUUCCGGGGGCGGGCGCUGCCCACCGCCUCACAAGGACCUGUCCGGGGCCAUGCGGGCAGAGAUGUCCCUCCGAGCUGGGGCGCUCACGGCCCGGCGCUUGGCCUUUCACCCUGGACUCCUCCUCCCACCUGCGCCCCUUUCGGGCUUCCCGACCCAGUUUUCCAGAUUUGUUCCUCUGCACCCCGGAGAGGCCGAGGGGCUGAAGUGCCAUACGAACACAGGACACCUCACGGGCGUCUUGGGAAAGCUGCCCCAUGAUGGGCAGGAGCAGUAAGGGGUCAGGGAAGAGGAGGCCGGGCGAGGGGCUGAAACCGGACGCUUGGGUUCUGGGACUGUCUCCGCCCUUUGGCAGCCCUGAUUCCCACAAUGUUUUGUGAGGAAGAACCUGGAGCUCUUCAGAGUGACCCCACUUCUGACCAGUCACUGUCUGGCGAUGGACGCAGGAAGCUGCCACCUUAGGCGGCCCAGGAGUGAGGGGGACACAAGCUUUAUUUUCACACUUUCUGUCUCAGAAGGACUAUUUGCUGGUUGGGUAUUAAAUCCCUUUGUGCCCAUCAACUUUUCUGUGCCAAUUAUUGUCUGAGCUUUGAGUUGAAGAACAGAAAGAAUGUGGCAGUAGUGAAUAAAGGCCAGGAAGCAAGGCCUGGAUUUGAAUCCCACAUCCGCUGCCUGCUGGCUGUGAUACUGAGGGCAGAUCAUUUCAGUUCCCCGGAAGAACUGAACUGAACAAGUUACUGAUGAGCCUUGGAGAGAAUUUCACCACUGGGAGUUCUAUGCUGAUGAACUCACAGUCCAGACCAAAAAAUGCUGCGAAAAAAACACGAAAAUUCUGGUUAAUCCUUGGUUCCUAGAUGUCUGAAGGGCUUAGAAAUGGCCAGAUGUACAUGCCAGCAGUGCAUCAUGGGCAUAGGGUGAGGGAGUUGAUUUCAAUAUCAGAAGCAGACAGGAGAAUUAGGAGGCAAAAUCUUGUUGAAUGUGAUAGGGUCCAAAAGCACAGAGCAGGGAGGCCAUCCUGGAAGGGAGCCUGGAUCCUGCAUCGAAAUGAGUGCUGGAGCUGGUGCCCAGGAGGUCCCUCCUGGCUCUAAACUGGCAGCCAGCCGGCCCCUUCUGGCACGAACGUUGCCCUCUGUCUCCCGUUCCUGCCAUGCUGGUUUGGGGGUUCCCUUUUUUGUUGGUGACUUAAGUGCCUGUGGACUCGGCUUGGGUAGAGCUAUCUUUCGCUGGCAGCUGCCAUUUUUGGAGGCUUCAUUGUGUCUGCACGGAAUGGUUUUUGCCCUAAAGGUCUCAGGGAGGGAGGUUAUUUUCAGAUCAUUGGAUCUUCACAGGGAAGGUAUGAUUUCUAAAUGCCGCUUAUUGGACGAGUCUCAUUGCCCAGCUUCUCAUCGGCCAAGUAGACGUGCCGGCCUUCAGCCCCGAGUUUCAGAUCCCAGCUCUGCUGUGAGCUAUCCACACAUCCUGGUCGUGGAUGCGAACUAACUCUGUAAAAUGACCACCAUUGGCCCUUUCCUCCUCCCCAAUCUAUCCUCCCGUGCGCUUGAGCCAUUUUUACAACAGAUUCUUAAUUUUGGGUUCGUGAGCUUGUUUUUAAAAUAUUUUGAGAACUCAAGAUAUAAUUGAUGGUCUUUGUAAUCCUAUGCAUUUUAAUUUAUCCAUUUAAAAACGGGAUUCUGAAAAGGGGUCCGUCACCAGACUGCGGGCCCAAGGGGUUCACCUCACAAAAAGAGGUUAAAGACUCUUUAGAAAUUGUAUCCAUAGAGAUGCCAGUUCCACAAUAUCCUCAUUUAUUUUUCUUUGUAUUCUGAUGGGCAGAAUGAAUGUGCUCAUGUCAGAUACUGUGCCUUAUUUCCAUAGCCUGCUUUCAGCCUCCAGGAUUAUAGUAAACACAAGCCCCUUUUCCGUGGCUUCUGUUGUACAACUCGAGAAAGGUCUCAUGCUUUUUGCAAAAGGGUGUUGGUAUGGGGCUGGCUUGGGGCGGGAAGGGGAGGCUCCUGCUUCUGGCUGAAAGACAUUUUAAAAUGCAAUUCCCUGGUUGGAUCCCCAAAGGGAAGAGAUGAGUCUUGACCAUCAGGGGAAUUGCCGGGCCACCUGCUUCGUCUCGGCCUCAAAGAAUAGCUCUCAGCGGAGGAGAAAAUGGCUUAUAGGGAGAUGGGAAGGCCUUUUGUUCCCUGGGCCCGCCGGGAUGUCAGCGAGAUAGACACCUCUCUCUCCCGGCCUUCUGUUCAGGGAGAGGGCCGGGCUGUGAAGCUGGUGCAGGGGGGAAGAGGGCUGGAGUCGGGUCUGACCGCCCUCCCCACCUCAAGUCUGGCUGCUCGGGCGGAAGGGCCGGGGCCCCCGCGCUGUUCUGGGAGCUCAGCCUGAGCUGGACGGGAAGGGAGGGGCAGACAGUCUGAAUCUCCAUCUCCAAGGCUGCCCCCAAACGGGGCCGCGAGUCCUAGGCGAGUCAGAGUGUGUUCGGAACAGAGGGCGAACUUCCUCAGGCCAGAUGUUACAGAACCGGCCUUUGGGCGGAAGGAGCUCUGCCCUCGUUUCCAAAAUUAGCCCAUUAAUGCCUUGUUCCUCUCCCCUCCCCCAAUAAAAACACUUCAACAGUGAUUGCCUCUGACCCUAA